AGAAAGACCAACCAAGCACAGGGUCUGUAUGUCCACUCUAGUCCUCCAUCAGGUGGUGCCUCAUCCAAGUGUGAUUCGUCAGUGGUUGCGAGGAGGAGAUGUGGAGAGGCUAGAGGCGGUGGUCGUACAAGGGUUGGGUCACAAGCUGCUAGGAGAGUAUGCUGCUGACAUCAAGGUCAGAGCUUUCCUCAAGACUGUGCCGUCUUAUCUGGCGAGGAUCGACAUGUUGCACGAAGCAGCUGUUAAGGGUCACCUAACGGAUCUUCAGACUCUUCUGAAACCCAGCAGCGACGGCUCCUUCACCCGCAAGAAGCUGUCUGCCCUGGCACUCAGCAAAGACUCCUCGGGGACUGGGCUGCUGCACAAGGCUGUGUACUACGGUCAUCGCGACAUGGUCAAGUGGCUGACCGAGCAGCAUCCUGGCACUGUGCGAGUGAGGGACAGAGAGGGAAGAUCGCCACUACACUACUGUGGAAGAGCCUCGGACCCAGAGUGGACCUGGAGCAUCCUCCGCCAGGCCGGUGCCGACGUUGCUCUCCUAGACGCCCGAGGACGUCCUCCCCAACACUACAUGGACCAUCCGGAGGAGGCUGAGCUGCCGUCAACACCGUCUGUCGUACCUCCAGGACGCUUCACUUCCGGGGCGAAUGGACUUGUGGUAAAACCAGCCAACAUCCGUAUCUGGAUCCACGACCGAGACCUCGGCAGGCUGGCGCAGGUGGUGUGGGAAGGAUACGGUGAGAAGCUGCGGACAGAGACUUCCCAGCACAAUCAAGUCAAGAACUUCUUGUCUGCCGUGCCUUACAUCAUGGGAGUGAUUAAGGACAUGCACACUGCAGCGAUUAACAAUGACACGAUCCUUCUGCGCAAAAGAACUGAACCUCCUGUUCCUCGACAAAUCGUUAUUGCGAAGGACCAAAAUGGCCUCACGCCUUUGCACAAGGCAGCAGGUCUGGGCCAUGUUGAGAUGGUUAGAGCUGUACUGUCAGCUUGUCCAGAGGCUGUAGGAGUGUUAGACCGAGAGGGCAGAUCCCCGCUGCAUCUUGCUGCGGCGGCUCGAGGCAGUGGAGCUACCUACGACCUCCUCCUAGAGCAGGGGGCUGACGAAAACAUUUUGGACAAGAAAGGGAGGGUCCCAAGCUACUAUAUACACAACGUGAAAGAAAUUGACCAGAAACAGCUGACCGUGGUUCCUGAGACAACUCGGACAUCCACAGUUUUCCCAGCCAACUGGGAAUGGAGCAGCUUGCGACUGGAUUGGCUAGGAGUGAAAAAACCCAAGCCUGCUCCUCCACCUCCACUCAAUAAUGGAGACAGCGCUUUUGAGGACGAAACUCCAGAGCGGAAUAGUUCUCAAGGGAAUGAGAUAAACAACAACUUUGCAAAAGAGCCACCAACUCGUCCUCAAACUUAUGACAUUGAUGUAGACCCAGAUGAAGGUGUAGAAGAAGAGGAAGAAGACAAAGAAAGAGGUUAUAUAGCAGAUAGUGAUGAACAGGAGGGACAUUAUGAGGCAGAAUAUGAAGAAGUGGACCCAGAGUAUGAGCUGACAAAUGAACCAGAGAGAAGAAAAGAAGACAAAACUCCAGAAGAAGAAAACGGGGAGAAAACAGAGGAAGAGACAAAAGAUAAUGAGGAAGAACAAGCAGAUGGCCGAGAAACAUCAGCUGAUCGAGAAGAGAGGCUUCAGAGGAUCAUAGAAGUCGGCAGCAUGGAACAGCUGGCUGAAGUAGUGCUAGCUGGUGAUGGAGAAUUAUUAGCAAAACAUAGCAGCAAAAACCCUGAUGUUCAAUUGUUUCUCGAUAACAUCCCUUCAUACAUGAAAAAAAUAGAGAAAGUGCAUACGGCGACGAGGGAAGGGAACCUUAGAGAACUUCAGGCUGCGUUAGACAGACGAAAGUUUGCUGUGGCCCGAGAGAGUAAGUCUACGUUGAGACUGAGUCCUCUACAUGUAGCUGUGUUGUACGGACGGACAGCUGUGGUGAGAUUCCUGACAAGUCGGUUUCCAGAGACUAUGAAAGUUGGGGACACGAAGGGUCGCACUCCGUUGCAUUACGCGGCCACGCUCAGCGACAACGGACAUUACUACAACUUGAUGGCGGACCUUGGUGGAGAUACUUCUGUGGAAGAUAAUAAUGGGAAGACAGCAGAAUUCUACAUAAAAAAUCCUGAUUUUAUAACUCAUGAAGAGCUUCUAGCAGAAUUCGAGGGGAGGAAACCCAGGGAAAAUGUUCAAAGCCCUAACAAAGGUUUGGCUGAAAAUACUGUUGCUGUGUCGGGGUUUCCAGUCUUUGGGCAGGAGGAGGGCCGGUAUUUAGCGUCUUCCCUGGGACGUCCCCUGAUCGCAGGGUUGAUAGAAGUUGCUUCUAGAAAACCUCCAGAUCCUGUAAGAUAUCUUGCUGACUACCUUCACAACUAUGAGGAGAUUCCUGAAAAUGACACUACCCGGGGAUUGGAAGAGAACUACUUUGAGGGAGAACAGCAAGAUCUGACAUCCCCUCCUCCCUCUCCUCCUCAUCCUUCAUCCCCUCCUCCUCUUCCUAUUUCUCAUCCUCUUCCUAUUCCACCUCCCCAUCACCCUUCCCCUCCCCUUGCUUCCUCUCCUCCACACAACGCGGAGGCUGAGAGAGUGGUUGAACAGAGGGUUGAAGAAGAAGCAAGAAUCACUACUCCGGAACCCCCACAAUCAGUUUUUAAACCUGUACAAAGGGAUGAGUUUGGCCAAAUGAUUCUCCACUUCGCGAUGGCCAGGACUCACGGUCGCAACGCAGUUCUGCAGAUGUUGCAAGAGAUAGACUGCAACAUCGCGUUGCGUGACGAGUUGUAUCGUACUCCGCGAGACGUUGCGCUGCAAGUCAGCCUGGUGGAUAAUGUGGAAGCUAUUGACAGAUAUGUUGUCAGUUUAGCAGCCACAGGUCAAGUAGACAAACUUCGUGAGCUUCUCCUCGAAGGUUAUGACCACAUUCUGGACACCCACGAUGACCAAGCCAGUAUUGUCGAGGUGGCCAAUGAGCGUGGACAAACCCAGGUCCUAGCCUUCCUCGACUCCAUCGCUAACUUUGAGGACCGCAGAGAACGAUUGCACAGAGCUAUCAGACUGGCUAGUGACAGCCAGGUACAUGAGAUGCUGCGUAACAAUCCCGGACUAGCGCUUGCCAAGAACUCUUACUCUCGCUGCAGUCUCCACGUCGCGGUGUUGAACCAACACGACCACAUCGUACAACACAUUGCCUCCCACUACCCCCAGACACUUACAGUGGGCGACAACCUCAUGAGAACACCUCUUCACUAUGCGAUGGGAGUGGAAAGAGUGGAGACACUCAGUAAAAUUCUGAUCCAAUCAGGAGCAACACGGGUUGUCAAAGACUUGAAAGGACGACAGCCGAGUUACUACUUCAUGAAUAAGUCAGAUGUACAAAAACUGCAAGAUGAAGAGGAUAUGCUCAGAGUUUGAGCUUCAAAUGUACAUGAAUAUUGAAUAUUUUUCAAAACCUAUUAUUACCGUACACAGUCAGUUUCAAAUCUGGUUGAUGAGGGGUUUUAAGCUCAAGAUCUUGUUUUGAAUUCGAGAUGUAAACAAGAAAAGAUUCGGAGCAACAAACCCCUUUUAACUGAAACGUUUUUUUCAACGUUCUCAUCUCACAAUGUCAUAAUUUGCGUUCAUAAUAUCUUUGAAUUAUGAUCAAUAAGACAAGGUAAUGAAAGAAGCAAACCAAUCAAAAUAUUUUUAUAAUAUUGUAGAUAUAAUUUUAUUUUUGAA
Messenger RNA from Macrosteles quadrilineatus (aster leafhopper), 3760 nucleotides. RefSeq lists its product as uncharacterized. The coding region runs from base 29 to 3454 and encodes 1141 amino acids. The record is from RefSeq and is a predicted model, not a curated record. The transcript has 21 exons. Gene Ontology annotation, molecular function: protein binding. NCBI's taxonomy places the organism in Eukaryota, Metazoa, Arthropoda, Insecta, Hemiptera, Cicadellidae.